Messenger RNA from Chaetomium globosum CBS 148.51, 1221 nucleotides. RefSeq lists its product as uncharacterized. NCBI's taxonomy places the organism in Eukaryota, Fungi, Ascomycota, Sordariomycetes, Sordariales, Chaetomiaceae. The record is from RefSeq and is a predicted model, not a curated record. The transcript has 4 exons. The coding region runs from base 1 to 1221 and encodes 406 amino acids.
AUGGGGAACAGGGCACACCGCUCUACAGAGCUGGCUGUCCGGCUAGUAGUAGCCCAGGUCCAGGAGGCGUGGAGACAGAAGGGUGCGGCAUCCCUAUUGCAACUGGACAUCUCAGGAGCCUUUGACACGGUCAACCAUACCCGACUGCUAGCAACUUUGCGAGAAAUGGGCUUCCCGAGGUGGCUGGUCCUCUGGACGAGAGAUUGGUUGACCGGUCGAGAGGCCACCCUUCUUUUCGACGGCAAGACGGCGGCGCCGACGGCAAUUCGGGCAGAGGAGCAGCUAAAAGACGAGCACCCUCACUUGAGCUAUAACAGGUGGACCGAACAAGUAAACCUUGCCAACCCAGGGGGAGGCACCAGCCCCGUUAAACCAGAAGGGUCUGCCAGGUUCCUGGGAGUCUGGUUGGACUGGAAACUCAACUGGAAGGCCCACCUGGUGGCGGUGGAGAAGAAGCUGAGGACCCAGAGCUAUGCCCUGUCGAGGAUCGUGGCAAAGACAUGGGGGAUGGGGCUAGCCAAAGCGCGAGAAGUGUACACAAAGUGCAUCCGGUCGGCGCUGGCCUAUGGCGCAUCAUCGUUUCACAUCCCCACGGAUGUGGGAGGCGAGCCGGCAAAGAAAGGCAUCACUAAGGCCCUCGGGAAGGCCCAGAACAAGAGCUUGCGGAUUGUGGCGGGAGCCUUUAAGUCUACCCCCAUCCGUAACCUCGAGACAGAGACAUGGGUACCACCAUUGGACUUGGUAGUAGAAGAGGCUUGGAAAGCCAGGUGGUUAAAGGAACGGGACGGCAGGGCAAUCACCAGGCCGGCGGACGACUUUGACCAUCAGCAGGAGACGCUAUUCCGGAACGAAACCCUAAGGAGGCACGACGGUCUCAGCAAGGCAAAGAGCUCACUGCUGAUUCAAAUCCGGACGGGAGCAAUAGGCUUACGGGACUUCUUGUUUACACGGGGAGUCCCGGAGGUUCUGACUCCUGCCUGCGAGUGUGGCGAGGGACGAGAGACUGCCGAACACCUGGUAGUAUGGUGUUUGGCCCCACCGUUGACUAGAAGAUGGGAGAGAACUGGAAUUCGGACACGACGGGACUUUUACUCUGUUCUACACGGCAUCAAUCCCACGACUGCACGGCUCGCGAGGAGAGUUCUCGACUGGCUGAUGGACUCGGGGAAGCUGCCGAUGUACAACUUAGCCAGGAGGCUCGAGCUGGAAGCGGCGGCCUGA